Pelobates cultripes (western spadefoot toad) is the source of this 1673-nucleotide messenger RNA. The record is from the annotation of a GenBank genome assembly. Lineage: Eukaryota; Metazoa; Chordata; Amphibia; Anura; Pelobatidae.
GUGUGUAACAGCAGAACUUGCUUGAGCAAAUCAACUCAUCACUAAAAAUGGGAAAGGUAAGAUUUAAAACCAUGGUUAGAUAUGUUUGAAAAAUAUAAAAAAAUGUACAGGUUAUUGCUGACAUGUUUGCAGCGAAAGACAUAGAAUCUUAUGUACUGUAAAGUUAAUUUUGAUAGGUAGAAUACAUAACAAGUUUAAAAAUCUAAACUAGAUAUUUGAAAAAUGUAGCUUAAACUCAAAACAACUCACCAAAAUCAGCUUACAUUUGUUUAUAGUCUUUCAAAUAUAUACAGCUAUACCUAGGUUUAUGUUGAAAAAAAAAAUUAACCUUCAGCAGUUUAUUCUUAAGUAAAUGUAUUAUCAUUUGUCACUUUCCACUGGUGUAAAGCUUUGGUAUUACACAAGAGUAAAGGCAUUUGCACAGAUGCUCAAUGUAUGCAGCGAAAGACAUAGAAUCGUAUGUACUGUAAAGUUAAUUUUGAUAGGUAGAAUACAUAACAAGUUUAAAAAUCUAAACUAGAAAAAAAAUUAACCUUCAGCAGUUUAUUCUUAAGUAAAUGUAUUAUUAUUUGUCACUUUCCACUGGUGUAAAGCUUUGGUAUUACACAAGAGUAAAGGCAUUUGCACAGAUGCUCAAUGUACUGAGAAAUGCAUAUAUUAAAAUCAGAUACAACAUUUAUUUGUAAAAAUAUAAAAACGUUUCAGCAAAAUAAAGUAAAUGCUAAUUUAAAAAAUCUAAAGCCUAUAAUUAUUUCCAUAGAUCAUUUUCUACGAGGAUCGUAACUUUCAGGGACGCUCUUUCGAUUGCAACUUUGAGUGUCCAGAUUUGUCCUCAUAUUUUCAGCGCUGCAAUUCCAUCCGUGUAGAAAAUGGAAACUGGAUCUUGUACGAGCAAUCCAACUAUAGAGGAUACCAGUAUUACCUUAGCAGAGGAGAAUAUCCUAAUUUUCAGCAAUGGAUGGGUUUCAAUGAUUCCAUCAAAUCAUGUCAUUUAAGCCCACAGGUAAAUACCUUUCACAGAAAGGUAAUGUUUCCUGAAACCUACAAGAAGUUUGUUACGAAGUUAAAUAUUAUAUAUUAAUAUAUUAUAUUAACUAAUUUGGGCCCAAUCUACAAAUUAUACAGGUUUCAAUUCUGAAAAAUAUAACCUUCUUCUUUAUGUAACAUUAUUAACUAUUGUAUGCAAUCUUUCAUUUCAUAACCGUAUUACUAUUUAGUCGCCAUAGGGAUAGGUAUCAGGAAAAACUGCUCUCAGAAUUAUUUGAUAUUUGCAUGACAUGUUACAAACUAUUAUACUGUUAUUUCAAAAUAUAUAUUUUUCUGGCUUCUCUUUAAGCACCAUGGCUCAUUCAGACUGAAGAUCUAUGAAAAGGAUAAUUUCCAAGGUGAGAUAUUGGAAUUUGCUGAAGAUUGUCCUAAUGUCUAUGAGAGAUUCCGUCACCAUGACAUCCACUCUUGCCAUAUAUUUCAUGGAUACUGGAUGUUCUAUGAGGAGCCUAAUUACAGGGGGCACCAGUAUUACCUGAGACCAGGAGACUAUAGAAGAUAUACUGAUUGGGGUGCCGUGAACUCAAAAAUUGGCUCUUUCAGAAGACUCUAUGAUUUCUAAUAAAAGAUAGUUAUGUUUAUUUCAUUGUAAAAUGUUGAAUUCAUUAAAUUUCCUAAAACAUUAA